Molecule: messenger RNA, 3619 nt
Organism: Rhopalosiphum padi (bird cherry-oat aphid)
Lineage: Eukaryota; Metazoa; Arthropoda; Insecta; Hemiptera; Aphididae
Gene: rau
Exons: 9
Coding region: 450-1229 (259 amino acids)
Biological process (GO): positive regulation of fibroblast growth factor receptor signaling pathway; positive regulation of epidermal growth factor receptor signaling pathway; signal transduction
Source: RefSeq, a predicted model, not a curated record
AUUUCAGUGAUUCAUUACCCGUCCGUCGUCCGUCCGCGAUCGUCGUCGUCGUCGUCGUUGCGGUUUCGUCGUCUCCGCCGCCGCUGUCUCCGCCGUCACCGCCCCCGGCGCUUACUGAGUACUUACACGUUUCGACAGCAGCAACAUCUCAUAGUGUACGACCGAAAUCCGUCACCAGCCCUGCAGUGUAUUUUGGUAUCGCUGUGUACACUGGUGCGUGCAAUAAUCUCCAUUUGUAUUGUGAGGUUGAGGUCAUGCCCAUGAAUUUGGAUUGCUGAACGCCAGAACAAUACACUUAUACACUUGCGCCUAGACUGUGUUCCUACUGUUACAGUCGUAAAAUCGUGAUGAUCAAGACUCCGUCUUCAUACAGGUUUUAAACGAUUUGUCAUUCGAGUUGGUUUAUGUCGGACGGUGAGAAAAGAUAAAAGGAUCCAAAAAAAACAGUCAUGUUGAAACACGUGCACCGAGCAAAAUGUGCCGACACACUUAGCAUUGUGUCUACAGCAAGUUCUUUUAACCAUGAGCCAAUGUCUAGUAGAUGUUCAAGUGUAUCGUCGUUGAACAUUUCAAAUCCAGUUGACACAAUCAAAGUGUACACAAAGUGUUUGCGUUCCGACCUCGAGUACAAAACACUUGGACUGGCUUAUACGACGACUUGCAGUGAAGUGAUAUCCAUUCUGCUCAAUAAAUACCGAAUGCGUCACAGAGACCCAAAUUUGUUUUUCAUGACUAUGGAAAUAAAUCUAAGGAAAAUCGGACUCAGAACUGUAUUCGUCCUGGAUAACGAAUCAUGUCCUGCUGUGUUGCAGUCAUGCCACCCCAGAGGAGAAUCGAGGUUUUGCUUGCAAUCCAAAAAAGGUGGCCUUGUGAAGGUCUAUGACGGUGAAUUGAUGCCUGGGUCUAAGUAUAAAAGCCUAUUGAUUUCUGAACGUACGACCGUCGACGAGUUGAUCAGAAUAUUGCUCAACUGUUAUAAUAGCAAAGAGCAAGUCGAACAGUUUUCUUUGUACGAGUUAUCGAAAUCCGAAGAAUACCAACGCAAACUCCACCACGAUGAUAUACCAUUGAACGUGCAAUGUUGUUGGCCGCUCAAUAGUGAUUACAUUUUCAUCAUCAAAAGGAAUCCAAAUUAUAAGUCGAAACAAGUGCAAACGAUUUGGACCGAACACCACCAUCAAGAAGAAGAAGCUUCAACGAACGAAUACGAAAAUUUUAUUUACAUAUAAUAAGUAUUGAUGGUAUCAAAUUCAUCAUGUAUAUAUACACCGUAAUUGUCACUGUGACCUUGUUAUAUUAUAAUAUUACUAUUAAGCGACUGUUUUUACCGACAAUAACGGUUAUAAAUCUUUUUCACGAGCUUUUACAACAUAAGUUUUUAAGUGCAGAUGUAUGUACAAAAUAUCUAUUAUUUUUUUUACUUAUAAAAUAAAUAUCUAUGUGGUAGGUUUUAAUGUAGUGUAAUAUAUAUGGAGCUACUGCACAAUAGUAGUGCGUAGAAGUUUGUUGUUUUGUAAAUGGGUCUCAAAUUUAUGAAUAGUUGAAAAUGCUCUUGAUUUUAGUAAAUUUCGAAAAAAAUUCAGGUAUACGUUUGAAUUGCGGCUAAAAUAAUGUAUAAUAUACCUAUAUGUAUACUUACAACAACAGAAACUAAUGCAUCAAUAAAUGAUUUUAUUAAUGCUAAUAGUAUAAGCCUAAUUACAUAAUGAUUUUGUAUUAAUAAACAAAACUAUGUCUAUUUUACUGUCACAAAAAAAAAAUCUGAUUUUAUUGUUAAAUAUCACUCGAAAGGUACAUAAUUUUAGUCGUUGAUCAAUGCGCUCAACUAAAAUUGAGCAUUCUUCUUUUUUAAUUUUUUAUUGUCGUUAUAUUAUACAGUUUUUUUUUAAAUACCAACAUUGAUUUUUUUUGUACAAUGUCAAAUUAUUAUAAGUUAUUGUUUUGAGAAUUAUUUUAUGGAUGUAAUUUUUUUUUCUAUUAGAUUUAUAUCUUAUUUAAACAUUGAGAACAAAAACAUUAUAUGUAAUUUUAAUUGUUAAAAUUCAUUGAUGAAAUCAUAAUAUGAAAUGUAAUAUUUUUAAAUCAAAGAAAUCUCUGCCCAUAUUUAUAUAUUAAACUUCUUUUGAAAAAAACUCCUACUUUUUUGUUGAGCUUUUACUAGUCUUAAAUCUUUUUGUUUUGUUUAUAUGUAAGUUAAUUGAUAAGCAAAUUAUGUAUGUAAUUAAUUGUCAAUGUAUGCCAAUUAAAUUUGUCAUAUAAUACUGUGGAAUAAUAGUCACUUGUCUAGCUGUUAGUUUGGGUGCCUAAAUUAUAUGAAUAGCAUAUAUUUAACACUUGGGUAAGAUUUGAUUUUUCGUUUGAAUGUAAUUAAUGAAUUCAAUAAUUAGAGUUCAUGUGAGGUAUAAUGUUAAGUCAGACAAUUCAUACCAGAAAAUAAUAUUUUAAUACAAAAUGAAUUUGCCUAUAACGUUUUGUUAGUUUUUAUACUAUGUUAUAUAACAUUAAACUAAUGGUGAUACUUUGAUUGAUAUUAAUAUAACUAUUGUGUUACAAACUUACAAAACAAAUAUAUAUUAUUGACUUGAAAUUAUAAUUACACUGUCAGUAGAUUGUGUAAAACAAUGUUAUUAAUAGAAUAUUAACAAAUUCAAAAAGUAUAUUAUUUAAGAUAUUAUUAUCUGACAUUGGUUGUUUGAUGGAGACCUUGUAGGUGCUCAUUAAAAUGUACUAGGCUUAGUAGUGUAUUAAAUGUGUGUGUUUUUUUUUUAGUUUGUACAUUAUAGUAAUUUUUCAUUUUUUUCUAAUGCUUAUUCUCAAAAUUAUAAAAGUAAUGUACCUACAAUUUAUAGCAGUAAAAUGUGAAUCAGUGUUAAAUAUUUAUAUAUAUAUAUAUCAAUGAAAUUCACUUAUCAUAACUAUAACUUUUGUAAUUCUGUUUAAAUUACUUUAAAUUAUGUUUUAAAACUAAUGAGAUAGAAGAAAUAUGCGUUUUGUCAAUAUUGUCAUUUAAGAAUUAUGAUUUAAAAAUACAUUUUUGUAAUAGGUUUUGGACAUUGUAUUUUCUUACGAUUAUGAAUUAUGUUACAUAUGAUUCUGUAGUUCACAAUAUUAGAUGUUUUUGUUUACAACACAUAAUUUAAGUUUAAGUUUAUCACUUCAAGAGGACUUAACACACAUAUUUACAUUUUACACAAUUAAAUAACAUUAAAUUAAAACAAAUUAUAAAUUGAUCUUGAAAAUGUAUAUUUGAUAUGAUGUAUUUGGUUUUUUGUAAUUGAAAACAAUUUUUAUUGACUGGAAAUUUAACUUUUUUUAGCAUUAAAUGUAAUAGUUAGUAUUUAUGUUAAUAAUUAAAAAGUAAAAUACUUGUCAGCUACCUUUUAAGUAGUUUUUAAAAUUUACACCCUCUAAACUUGAAAGGGUAAAGUGUAUUUUUUUUUUGUUUACUAUAAUAUUCUUAAAACUGUAAGCAAUAUUAUGUAUAUUGCGCUAUGGCUAUACUCUAAAAAUAUAUAUACAUUAGUCUUAGUAUAUCAAUGUUAUUUGCCAAAGAUGUAUAUUUGUAUUAUUAAUAAUAAAUAAAAACAUAUUUAAAUCAUCCAAUACAAGCUAAAAAGAA